CUUUUAGACUUCAACACUCCAAGUCCAAACCUUUGGUUUUCCUCCUCACAAGUAUUUCUUCAUCUUCUCAUUCUAAAAAGUUAGGCAUGUGAACAAAAACGUUGAGAGGUCUUGAGAUUUGCAUAAACAGAGUAUAUAACGAUGGAGCACUUAUGGGUAGCAAAAGAAACCAAGAAGAAGGAAAAAAUCAUCAAAGGAAGAGAUUUAGUCGAUGUUGUCUUCUCUUGGUCUCUUCGUGAUGUGUUAAACUCAAAUCUAUACAGAGGACAGGUAGGGAAGAUUCCUAACACAUUCACAUCAACCAAAGAGUAUUUUGAGUCAUUUGUUAAACCGAUUAUUGAAGAGACACAUGCUGAUUUGUUGUCAAGUAUGGGAACGAUACGUCGUGCACAAGCUUUUAAGUUUUGGGAAAUCAAGCCAGGGAAAGAUUUUAAACCUCCUAGGGAUCUUUAUUAUGAGGUUACUUUGCAGAUGACAAAUGAGUAUAUGACCAAAGGAGGUCAAAAUCUGUUAGAGGUUAAUGAUCUUAUUGCAGUGACCGAUAAGAGGCCUAUUCGAAUCGAUGACUUGAGAUUUUCUCAUGAGCCUUAUUUGCUAGCUCUUGUUUGUGGAGUGAAUGAAAAUAAUCCACAUUUGAUAACUAUUUUGGCUUCUAAGCCAAUUAUUUUCGACGAUGAUGACGAUAUAAAAACGUCGUCGAAGAGAGGAAAGGGUGAGAGGAAAAGCUUAAGUUUCUUUGGGGUUAAUUUGAUCAACAUGAUGACAAAUAUUCGUAUUUGGACUGCGUUGCAUCCAAACCCCGAAGGAGGAAACUUGAAGCUUAUUUCAAGAGUACUUCAAAGCAACAAUGAGGUUGAUGGAGGAAGUUGUGUUUCUUGUAAAGAAAACAGUGAGAGUGUAGUCUCAGAUUACUCAGCUCGAAUGCUACGUUCAUUUAAACUGAAUUCAUCUCAAGAGGACGCGAUUUUACGUUGUCUUGAAGCUAAAAGUUGUAACCAUUCCAACAAUAUCAAACUUAUUUGGGGACCACCGGGCACAGGGAAGACGAAAACAACAAGUGUUCUGCUUUUGAACUUUCUGAAAAUGAGAUGCAGGACAUUGACUUGUGCUCCAACUAACAUAGCUGUUUUGGAAGUUUGUUCAAGGCUUGUGAAAUUAGUCUCUGAGUCUUUGAGGUUUGAUGGGUAUGGUCUCGGAGAUAUAGUGUUGUUUGGCAAUAAAGAAAGGAUGAAAAUCGAUGAUCGCGAAGAUCUUUUCGAUGUCUUCCUUGAGUACCGAGUUGAUGAGCUUUAUAGAUGUUUUAUGGCUCUGACUGGAUGGAGAGCAAAUGUAAACCGUAUGAUCUGUUUGCUCAGUGAUCCGAAACACGAGUUUCGCCAAUUCAAAUCCGUAAAUACAACACUUCUCUCGUUUAAGGAUUUUGUGGAGGAGAGGCUUAGUAGACUAAGAUAUGAUCUGCAUCAUCAGUUUACAACUUUGUGUCUCCAUUUACCAACUUCUUUGCUCUCCUUUAGGGUGGCGGAAAAGAUGAACCAGACUAAUAAUCUCCUUAGAAACAUCGCGGCUUCUGAUGUCAUGAGAGAUGGUUAUGGAAGAAUGAAAUAUAAGCUUAAAGAUACUGGUGAUGAAAAUGAUUCAAGAACGCAAGAUUGUUUGGAGAUGUUGACAUCGAUUUCUAUGAGUAUCAAACUUCCGGAUUUUAUAUCCAAGUUCGAACUUCAAAAACUCUGCUUAGAUAAUGCAUAUCUGUUGUUUUGCACAGCAUCAAGCUCUGCUAGGUUACACAUGAGUAGUCCAAUACAGCUUCUUGUGAUUGAUGAAGCUGCUCAGUUAAAAGAAUGCGAGUCAGCGAUACCAUUGCAGCUUCGAGGACUUCAACAUGCGAUUUUGAUCGGUGAUGAGAAGCAAUUGCCUGCAAUGAUAAAAAGCAAUAUUGCUUCAGAGGCUGAUCUUGGGAGGAGUUUGUUCGAAAGAUUGGUGUUGUUGGGACAUAAUAAACAGUUGCUGAACAUGCAGUACCGAAUGCAUCCUUCGAUUAGUAUUUUCCCGAACAGAGAGUUUUACGAUAUGAAGAUUUUGGAUGCUCCUUCUGUGAGACUGAGAAGUUAUGAAAAAAAGUUUCUUCCUGAGAAAAUGUAUGGACCUUACUCUUUUAUCAACAUAGCUUAUGGAAGAGAACAGUUUGGUGAAGGAUAUAGUUCGAAAAACCUAGUGGAAGUCUCUGUUGUGGCUGAGAUAGUCUCAAAGCUUUACUCAGUAUCAAGAAAGACCGGGAGAACGAUAAGCGUAGGGGUGAUUUCACCUUACAAAGCUCAAGUGUUUGCGAUCCAAGAAAGGAUAGGCGAAAAGUAUAAUACCGAAGGGACAUUUACAGUGAGUGUUAGGUCUGUAGAUGGGUUUCAAGGUGGUGAAGAAGAUAUCAUUAUAAUCUCAACAGUCAGGUCUAACGGUAAUGGAGCUAUUGGUUUUUUAUCUAACCAACAAAGAACUAAUGUAGCACUCACUCGUGCGAGGUAUUGCUUAUGGAUUCUUGGAAACGAAGCGACUUUAACGAACAAUAGAUCAGUGUGGAGACAGUUGGUAGAUGAUGCGAAAGCACGAAACUGUUUCCAUAAUGCAGAAGAAGAUGAAUCAUUAGCUCAGUGUAUUGAAAGAUCAACAACAGCACUUGAUGAUCUUAAUAAGCUUCAAAACAAGAAGCUUAUUUCUUUUGAGAAUUCGAUAUGGAAGGUUUGGCUCAGCUACGAGUUCUUGAAAUCUCUGGAAACGAUCGUAGACUCGGAAAUUAAUAAAAGAGUUAUGAGCUUUUUGGAGAAGUUAUCUAAUGGGAAAGAGCUUCAUCAAGAGGUUGAGUUUGAAAGUGAGAAUUUGUUGAGACAACAUGAGUUUGAUGAUGGCUUAAGUCUUAUUUGGGCGAUAGAUAUUUUCAAGAAUAAUAAUCAACAUGUACAAGUUUUGAAGAUCUGGCAGGUUUUGCCAUCUACUGAUGUUUCUCGUGUUACAGAACAUCUAGAGAAACAUUACAGGCGAUACACGAAAGGCAAGAUAAGUCGGUGUCGAUACAUAUGCUCUCAAGGUGAUUUAGUUGUACCAAUGCAAUGGCCGGUUGAUUCCAAUUCUUGUUCAAAGAAAGAUAUUGUAAGCGAUGUUUCGAGAUCAUUUGCGUUGCUCAGUGUUGUGGAAGAGGAAACUGAAACAAGUGAAGCUAAAGAAACUGUGGAAGAUUAGAAGAAAGGUUCAACUUUCAACAUCUAACCCCAAAGAUCCUAAGUGAAAUUUGACUGUUUCUUUGUCAAAAGCAGACAAUUUGGUAUUCCUUUUGGUCUUUUAAAACAUUGUGUGUCUGCUUCUUUUGCGUCCUUUUGUGA
Molecule: messenger RNA, 3368 nt
Organism: Arabidopsis thaliana (thale cress)
Lineage: Eukaryota; Viridiplantae; Streptophyta; Magnoliopsida; Brassicales; Brassicaceae
Product: P-loop containing nucleoside triphosphate hydrolases superfamily protein
Exons: 8
Coding region: 142-3228 (1028 amino acids)
Molecular function (GO): helicase activity
Source: RefSeq, marked reviewed